Messenger RNA from Acanthochromis polyacanthus (spiny chromis), 3239 nucleotides. It is a transcript of the gene stx10, whose product is annotated as syntaxin-10. Gene Ontology annotation, biological process: Golgi vesicle transport. NCBI's taxonomy places the organism in Eukaryota, Metazoa, Chordata, Actinopteri, Pomacentridae. The record is from RefSeq and is a predicted model, not a curated record. Gene Ontology annotation, cellular component: membrane. The coding region runs from base 86 to 829 and encodes 247 amino acids. The transcript is spliced from 9 exons.
UGUUAUUUCUCUUUAUGUGCCACAGGAGAGUCUGACGACAGGAGCGCAUGCGCCGGGUGUGAAGCGGAAGCAGGCUUCAGGCAUCAUGUCGAUAGAGGACCCAUUUUUCGUUGUGAAGGGGGAGGUGCAGAAGGCCCUCUCUCGUGCUCGGGGCCUGUUUGACAGGUGGGAGGAACUGUUGCAGGAUGGGACACAGGUGAGUCGAGAUGAGCUGGACUGGAGCGCCAACGAGCUGAGGAACUGUCUGAGGGCCAUAGACUGGGACUUGGAGGACCUCAGUGAAACCAUCAGCAUCGUGGAGUCAAACCCAGGGAAGUUCAGACUGGGGGACAAUGAGCUUCAGGAGAGGAGAGACUUUGUGGAAAGAACCAGGAAAUCUGUUCAGGAGAUGAAGGAUCAGUUGUCCAGCCCCUCUGCUGUGGCUCAAGCAGAGAAGAAGAACAGACAGGCUCUGCUGGCUACAACGGGCCAGGACAGGUCGACAGGACUGGAGGCUCAUCUGGUGUCGGCAAACUCCAGAUACAUCCAGGAGCAGCAGGAACAACAGCAGCUGAUCAUGCAGGAACAAGACGAGCAGCUGGAGUUGGUGUCGGGCAGCAUCAGAGUCCUCAAAGACAUGUCUGGACGCAUCGGAGACGAGCUCGACGAGCAGGCCGUCAUGCUGGGGGACUUUGGAGAUGAGAUGGACCAGACGUCGUCCCGCAUGGACUCCGUCCUGAAGAAGCUGGAGAAAGUGUCUCACAUGACCAGCAGUCGGAGGCAGUGGUGUGCCAUCGGUGUGCUGGUCGCCAUCAUGAUCGUGGUUCUCAUCCUCUUCUUUGCUCUCUGACGUUAGCCGCUCCUGACCUUUUGACUCUGUUCACCGACUCCUCCCUGUCAGGACGGACGGAUACAGACGGACCAGAGACGUCUCUCCUCCUCGCUCUUCCAUCGUUUUCUUUCUUCACACUGAGGAGUAACUGGUGACCCGCAGAGAGAAGUUAGGACGCGCUCCUCCACUCUGCUUUUAAUGAUACUGGUGGGGGGGGGAGAAAUAAACAGCUGGCAGGUUUUAGGGUUUGGGGGGGGGGACCCUGCAGGUGUUUCAUACAGGUGCAAUCUGGCUCUUAUUAGAAAUAACGGUACUGGAUGCUGCUUCACAAAUCAACAUGCAUUCGAGAUAGUUUCAAAUCAGGAAAGUAGAGAUUUCCUAAAGUGCUCAGUGGCAGUAAAAGUGUGUCGAUGUUGAUAAAUCAGUGAACGUCUUCAGGUGGAGAGAGAGACUACAGCGGGCGUGCAGGUUUACUGAGUGAAAAGUACUGAUUAUGAACUGUUCAAUCAAUGAAAAUGUAGGGUUUUUUUGCGUGUUUUUUUGUUGCGUGGGAGGGAGGAGGUCGGGUGUCGUUUCUCAGUGUUGCCUUAAAUAUAUUUUUAUACCAUUUUGAAAUGUGCAGUAUGUUCAUGUGCCUACACGUGAGUCGCAGAGGGAACUUAACUCUUAACUAGCAGUUUGAUGAGGAGUUGGGGGAGCCGACGCCACAGCGGCUGAUUCCGCUGAAGGAGAGCCGCUGUGGCGUGACGAGUCUCAACAUGCAGACUCCCCGUGAUGGAUGCUGCCGCUCGUCUGCCAGCCGCUUUUAUCAGAAAUGCGGUUGGUUUCCUGUCCUGACGGCGAUCCGUCUCAGCGAGGUGAAGCGAGGUCUGCAGCCGGACGCCUUCACGCUCCUGCAGAGGAUUGGCCGAGGCUUUGUUCUGUUGGCUGGGAGAUGAGACACAACCUUGGCUCAGAGCGAAUGGGUUCGCCUCUUUUAUUGAGACGCUUCAGCUAAUGAGAGCAGGAAUAGUUGCUGGGCAGGAUGGCUCCACACGCAGCCCAGAGUCAGGCCUACAGCGCCCUCUGCUGGAGGCCGGUGGUCAUGUCUGUGUGUCAGCGCUGUAGAAAUGCAAAGUGAUGCUUUCACUGGAUUGUUCUGUGUAGAUGGAUGCUAUUCUUGUGAGAGCAGUCUUAUUUUAACCCAAAUGUCCUGAUUCAAGCUGCCAACUUGUUGGUUCAACAGAAAAUUCCAAACAGUUCUAGAUUUUUUUUUACUACAGGGGUCAGAGGUCGGAUACCUUUUGCUCGACGCAUUAAGAGUUAAUGAUGGAGGCUCCCUCACUGCCACAGCUUUUUACAUUUUGUUCCUGCCAGGAGUUAAUGCGUGCUUUUAAUGUGCUUUUACAUAUUCAAGCCGUCGCUCCUUAAAUGCCUCAGAGGGGAAAAUUAACUAAAAACUUAGCAAAUGGCUGCAUAAACGAAGCACUCGCGGUUUCCACUCCAGCUACGUGUCUCUGUCAGACCUCUGCAAGCCAGAUGUAUUUCUAUGAAGGUGAAGACAGGGGAAAAAAGAAACUGCAUUUGCUGUUCCAGUUCAACCUGAUGAGAGAUUUUACACAUUAUGCAGUAAUAUCACAUCUGUACGUCGCUGAUGAGACGAGUGUUCUUCUGUUUGCUACCAGAUCUGGGAUGUAAAGACGCUUGGAGUGUUUUGCAGAAUCGAUAGUAUUCAGGCAGUGAAAGUUGUGACGGAACUGAAAAUUGAUUUUGCAGUGUUCUUGUCUGUUCUGGGCAAAUUAAAGCAAAAACUUGCAGCUCGUUCGGUUGUGGUGUAACGGCUCCAAACAGCAGGUUAGCAUACGGUUAGCGAGCUCUGCUAUGUCCUUUGAAAACUGACUUCAUUGCAGCAAACGUUAAAGUUCGUAACUGGGUUCUCAUUUAAAGCACACAUGCUGCUUACUUCCUAGCAUUUAAAUGGCUUCAAAUCUUGUGGGAAAAUGAUCAAACAUUAUCAAAGGUGGACUCUCUGGUUAGAAACGGCAAAUAAAACGAUGAAAUGACUCCUGCAGUAAAAAAGUGCCAAUAAUCAGAAUUGUAUGUAUUUUGCCACAACGAGUAACUUUAACCCUAAAGAGGCGAGUUUUGUAAUCUGAAUGUGUAAAGUUUCGUACAAUAUCAGCCGCUGUUGUGCUGCUAAAGCCAGACAGCAUGUAUUCAUGUGUAUACUGUAUAUCCGUAUGUUUUUACUGCAACAACCGAAUGUUAGCUUUUUGUUCUGCUCUGCCACAUAUGAUUUUUAAACCAUAUGUUUUAUUCACAUACAUGAAGGUGAAGUGCUGUGUGGCGACAUCUGCAUAAAGUGAAUCGCACACGAUUGUUUCGUUGCUGGCAUCCAGAGAUUUUUCAGAUUGUUCAUUGUGGUUUCAUUAAACUUGUUUAACAUGAA